Molecule: messenger RNA, 949 nt
Organism: Aethina tumida (small hive beetle)
Lineage: Eukaryota; Metazoa; Arthropoda; Insecta; Coleoptera; Nitidulidae
Product: protein diaphanous homolog 3-like
Exons: 7
Coding region: 125-949 (274 amino acids)
Biological process (GO): actin cytoskeleton organization
Molecular function (GO): actin binding; small GTPase binding
Source: RefSeq, a predicted model, not a curated record
UAUAUAAAAAUAAAAUAUUUACAUAUUUAUAUUUGAUAAUUUGAUUUUUAUUGUGCCGAUUAAGCAAAAUAUAUUUUUAUCAGUUAGUUAAAGGAUUUUUUUAGUGCAUAAAGCAUAAUAAAUCAUGGCGAUAUGUGAAUCGAUUAUGGCAUGGCUAGGAAUAAUAAAAAAAACGGAUGAAGCAACGCAACAUCUCACACUGGAAGAAGUGGUGUUGGCUGAUAGAAUGGAAAACAUUAAAAAGCAGCUUAGGCGAUGCUUAAAGGUAAAGGAUCUCAAUAAAUUACAGAAUUGUGUUGAAGUUUUCUACAAAGAAAUCUCUGACAACUCCAGUAGUUGGGUAGAGAGUUUUGGAGUGGAAGGCAUUGACUUGAUCUACAGUGUCAUCGAGCAAGCCAACAAAGCAAAUGAUACGAAGCUACAACAAGAAAGUCUUAAAUGCUUAAAAGAGAUAAUGAACAGCCAGUGGGGUUUAGAAACAGUUCUGGAAUUCAACAAAAAUUCUGCUAAAAAAGACUUAAACAACAAAGGUUUGAACUUGGUCGUCAGGUGUUUGGCUAAGGGUACUCCGGAACUUAUGAUACGAGCACUACAAAUUUUAGCCCCGGCUUGUCUCGUGAACCACGAAAAAGUUUUACAUGAAAUAACCAAUGUAGCCCACGAACUGAAAUUCAAUAGAUUCGUGCCAAUAAUCAAUGCCUUGAAAUUGGACAAUGUAGAUUUACAAAGUCUUUGUCUCCAACUCAUCAAUGCUUUGUUGAAGGGGAUCAAAGAUUUAGAAUCCAGGAUUGAACUAAGAACUGAAAUUCUUAGGCAAGGACUCUCCGACAAAUUGAAUGAGUACGAAAAUGAAAGGAACCCAAAAAUUGUGAUCCAGUAUAAUGUCUUCCAAAAGGAAAGUGAAUACGACAAUGAGGAACUGAAGGUGUAUUUGACAUCCACCUUAUGA